Molecule: messenger RNA, 1959 nt
Organism: Schistocerca piceifrons (Central American locust)
Lineage: Eukaryota; Metazoa; Arthropoda; Insecta; Orthoptera; Acrididae
Product: longitudinals lacking protein-like
Exons: 3
Coding region: 579-1886 (435 amino acids)
Biological process (GO): regulation of transcription by RNA polymerase II
Cellular component (GO): nucleus
Molecular function (GO): protein binding
Source: RefSeq, a predicted model, not a curated record
ACUCUGGCUCCGAAUAUACAUUUGUGCGUCGGCAGUAUAUUAUUGUGAAGGCAGUUGUUUCAGUGUUGAACGUGAAAUAACUGCGCGCAGUCGGAACGAAAACACAUUUCCUGAUGACAGGACACAAGGCUUUCGCAAUGAUUUUUGUGCCACCAGUCAUUCGGUGUCGGAUUAUGUUUACAGUUUGAGAGAUACAUCACUCCUCAGCCAGAUUCAGGCUGUCGCAAAUGAAAAAUGUUCCAAGUCAGUGGCAGUCAACCUGGUCCCUACAGCCCACUAAUGGGCAGUCCAGUUUUCAGGAUGGAUUUAUGGUGCUACAAAAACAUAUCCACGUAGAGUACCAGAAGGAUUCGAUCGAUUCGCUGUAAAUGAGCAACAGAAUCCAGUCUGACCUGAGAGCAGAUAUCCUGUUAACUUGGCAGUGUAAAUGUAAUAUGCAAUUGUGAAUACCACUUUGGAAGAGGCAGUAUACAGUAGUUGGCACCCGUGUGUAUCCAAAUAAACAAUAAAUAAACAAAUAAAUACAGUUUUGCAGUAAAAGUUGUUGGUACAGUGUGCAAGCUAGUUACAAGUGAAACAUGGAAGCAAAUGGUAAUGUAUGUUUGAGGUGGAACAACCACCAGAGUACAGUACUUUCUGUCUUUGAAACCCUUUUAGACAGCGGAACACUUGUCGACUGCACUAUCGCAGCCGAAGGUCGUUGCUUGAAAGCUCACCGAGUGAUCCUCUCAUCGUGUAGCCCUUUCUUUGCACUGUUGUUCAGCCAGCACUAUGAGAAACACCCGAUAGUUGUACUGAAAGACAUCAGAUUUCAGGAACUGAGAGCUGUGGUGGAUUACAUGUACCGUGGUGAGGUCAGCAUUUCCCAGGAUCAGCUGGGAGGUCUCCUGCAGGCGGCAAAGUUGCUGCAAAUAAAAGGCUUGUCAGACAGUUGUGAGGGUAGAGGAGAUGGGAAGGUGGAAGUGGACAAAACUAAGGAAAUGUGCUCUUCGGUCCUACAGAGUGGUGCAGCAGUUGAGCAAUCUGCAGAACCUGCAACAGUCACUCAGUUCCCACCAGACACAGACGUAGUUGAUCUAUCAGAUGACAGUUUACCAUCUCCUGACGCACAGGAAACUCUCAGUACAAAAGAACAAAAUACGUCACCAAUCAAUUGUGCUCUCAGGGCUUCACACAGUUUAUCUGCUCGCCAUGAGAACAAAAUUGGGAAUAGUUCUUCUGCAACCGAAAAUCACCUAAGCACUCUACACGGCACAUCCAAUGAACCACAGGUUAGUUCAACGAUUUCAGCACAUGCUUUAACACCGUUGACUUCUGCAGCAUUUCCAAAGUCCGUGCUGGAAAAUAACUUGCCAGAUGUUCCAGAGAACAAGACUGAUAGAAUAAAAUGUGAAAAUACUCUACUGCCAAAAGCAGCUUCAGAGCAGACAGCAGUCACAUUAAAAGGUCCUCUCCAGAAACCAGGAACACUUACAGAAACACCAGUUAAAAGUGAAAGUGAGUUAAUGGACACUGACGACAACUUUGCUGAUGAUGUUUCGCGUAAUUUUACAUUUAAUGAUGUGGACUGUGCAGUGCACCGAGAACAGCAGUCACCUAGUGACAGGGCGAACUUUCUCAGUGAGGGAAUGAGUAUUGAAAGUGUGGUCGAUUGGACGUGUGACAUUUAUUCGGGCCUCCCCCAGUCAAAAAGACCUUGUUUCUCUAGGUGCAGAGUUUGUGGCAAGGUGUACAAGUACAACAGGAAUUUAACAAAACAUUUAAAAUAUGAAUGUGGGAAAGAACCACAGUUUCGUUGUCCAUACUGUCCAGCAAGGUAUACUCAGAAUGGAACACUGAGGAAGCACCUUGAAAAACAUCAUCAAAGUAGUGAGAGUGUCAAGUAAUGUAACAGAUUAAACUUGAAAACUUUUAAUUAAAAAAAAAAAAAAAAUGGUGGAUACAUUUCCCCUGCUACCA